Sycon ciliatum is the source of this 4603-nucleotide messenger RNA. RefSeq lists its product as uncharacterized. The record is from RefSeq and is a predicted model, not a curated record. NCBI's taxonomy places the organism in Eukaryota, Metazoa, Porifera, Calcarea, Leucosolenida, Sycettidae. The coding region runs from base 481 to 3711 and encodes 1076 amino acids. The transcript is spliced from 27 exons.
AAGAAGGUGUGUGGAGUGAGUAUGAGCCUAGCCGUGGCGUGUGCGUUCACAUGGUUCAUGUUCUCAUGAUCUCUUCUAUGAAACUACCGGUAUUUUGUUAGGCAAAAUCAUGAUUACCGGACUUACCUAGGCUGUCACUAUCCGCGGAGCUGGACUCCUGGAGCUGUAGUCUUAUCCAGCUGCACGAAUACUACAGGAAUACCUGCAGCUGUGAACAGCAGCAGUUCUGUAGCGAUCCAUUCUCCUAUUCCGUUUCAUACGCGGAAUUCUUCCUUCCUGGAAUUGGAGCUCCGCACCACCAUCAUUUGUUGGCUCAUAGAAUGCUGUUGGACUGUGAUCGAUAGGCUUAGGUCGUAAAACUCGACCUCGCUGCAGCACAGCACCGGUCGGCGCUAGCGCGGUAGUUUCAUAUUAUUGAUCAUUACGCCUCCUGAAUAGGGCAACCUCGAACAAUCUGUGUAUGGCUUGCUGAAUUGGGCAAUGGCUGACCAAGAUGGUUGCGCGGAUGGUGGCCAAAGCCUGCAAGCCAUGCUUCAAGGUGCUAAGCUGAAAAAGACAACAACUGUUGUUCGUCGAGUUGAUGGCAGCACCUUCACGGAGCAGAGGGACGAGCAGUGUGCGCCGGCAGUAUUAUCUCCACCAGUGCCAUCUGGUGUGCUGUCCGCUGCUGAAGGAGGCCCGCCACCACCACCACCACCUGCCCCUCCGCCAGCCAUGGUGCCAUCUGUUGCUCGAGGCAGUCCAGCACCUCCUCCACCUCCUGCCCAGCCCACAAUACAAGCUGGUAUGAAAGGUGGGCCACCACCACCCCCACCACCACCACCAUCAGCAGCAGCGGCAGCCAGCACUACAGGCAAUUGGCGACAGAGGAGCAAGGGAGCAGCUGAGAAAGAGUUUUCUGACAGAUCUGACUGCUGGCAAGCUGCUCUGAGUGCGUCCGUAAAGUGGGAGGACUGCUCUGCGCUCUCAACCUCUUCGGAGGGUGGCUCUGGCGUCAUUUUUGUGGAAGUCCAGGGUAACUCGAACAAGGUCGUGGUCGUCAAGGGCAGUAGCACAGUUGUGCAGGAGCUGUUUGCUGCUCGCGUGGCCAAGGCCGUUGGCGUUGCCGUUCCCGAGAUGCGCAUGACGGCCUACACGCAGCCGGAGUGGCGUCGCCUCCAGCAGCGUCUCAAGGCCAUUGCCAAGUCACAUCACAAAGCCAAGGUGCAGAAGGAGCUCGAUCGGCCGUACAUCCUCAUCAUGCAGUUCGUGAAGGGAGUGCCGCUGGCAAUGCUUACACCAGACAAGGCCCGCGAGGCUUUCACGAGCACCAACAGUCACUGCCUGUUCUUCGGCCUUGGUAGGAUUCUUGCACUGGACAUGCUGAUGAACAACUGGGAUCGGCUGCCGGUUCUCUGGGAGAACGAAGGCAAUCCGAACAACAUCAUCUUCUCACCGCACGGUGUGGCUUGGGGCAUUGAUCAGGCUCUCACCUCCAUCAACCCUCACACGUUUGCGACAGGAGUGGCGAAGUACAUUGGCAAGCUUCGCAGUUUCCUCAAGAGCGUUAUUGAAGCGGAAGACCCAACGCAGUCACUCGGAGUCGUUCUUGAUCAGAUCAAGAUGUUCACCGGGUACACGGUGGCGGAUCAACGCACUGCAUGCACCUACAUCCGGCACGGCUUACUCUCUGGGCUGCAGAGAGCAGCUGCCCUGGACUUUGGCGAGCAAAGGGCCAAGCUGGACAAGAUGGUACAGGCGUCAAUGGACUGGGGCAAUGUGUGGGAGUCUGGAAUGAAAAUGAUCAACCUUGAUUUCCUGAAGGAGGUCCAGUCAGUCACACGGGAACUGCUCGACACUGCCAUGUCAUCGCCACACCUAUCACUGCCCUCACUUUCAGCUGACAGGGAUGACGUCAAGGUGCUCCUGCUGCAGACAGCACAGACAGGCAGUGACGCGGAUCUGCUGGCCCACGUGGACAGCGUGCUGACUCAGGAGGCAACAGCGACAGGCCGGGCGGGUGAUCUCUUCCUGCUGCCAGAGUCGUGUGUGUCUGAGCCCGGCGUGCCAUCAGUGGAGAAGCACGGUACCCUGGCACAGCUCUCGGCCCUGGCAGCCAAGCAUGGCAUUGUCGGCAUUCUAGGAUCCAUGUGUGAGCGCACAGCCAGCGGCAAGAUAUACAACACAUGCGUUGUGGUGGAUGCGCAAGGCACCCAGCUGGCCAGCUACCGGAAGCGCAAAGUCCUCGGCAACAUCGAAAGCGGCACGGAGGAAUGCGUGCUCGACCUGCCGUUCGGUCGCGUUGUCGUCCUGAUUUGCCACGACAUAGAGCACCAAGACGUACUGCAGGAAGCACUUGCACACAAACCUUUCCUGAUUGUCAACCCAGUGGAAAUACUCUCCCCAUCUCAUAUCUCUAAGUAUCCCAGUAUGCUAGCCGGCGCUUGGAACACCAGCCUCAGUACGGUGUCACGCAAGUGGGAGCGCCUCGCCAAGGAGAACGGAGUGACAUUCCUGCGCUGCGAUCGCUCACACGACCGGUCCAGUGGCUUUGGAACAAGCAUGAUUGUGACGCCCAGGAGUACGCACCAUGCAUCCACUCCAAAGACGACAGUGCUCUCGGCCGCUAUCCCCAAGAGACCUGCACCGUUCGACUGGCCUCCACCGCACCGACAUCGGACGGAGUGGAUUGACGAAACAGGAAACAGGUUUCUCAUCCAGCAUCUGAAGAACGGACGUCGUCAACUCGAGCAGCGUAAAAUCCCGGACGGCAUGUCAUUGUGCCCGCUGAGCAAGAACUCUAUGGCAUGCAUGUCCUCUGGUGAAGUCACCAAGUGGAACCUGGCCGACGUCAAGUGCACACACACGCACACCUUGAUUGGAAAGCCGCUGUGCAUGGACGUGAUCCGCAGCGGCAACACACAGUCUAUAUCGGUAGUCAGCAGCGAGAAAUGGUCAAUCAUGAACGCAGAGGAUUUGUCAGUUAUGGAGGAGAUUGACAUGGAAGCCGAGCCACGUAUCCUAGGCGCAACUCGCUUGAGGCGUUCCGACACUGCUUUUACUCUCUGCCUAGUAACGCGAACCAAGCUUAUCAUAUUAUGCAGUGCUCACGUUGCCGAGAGCAGCGUGCUGCAGGAUGUCAAGAGAACCACUCACGCACUGGCAUGCCCCUUGGAAGGCAGCGUCCAGAUCUAUGCUGUCGGUUCGGACACUCUAAUCAUCGUUUCCAGUCCCAAUGCGGAGAGCAGUGGCAGGUGGCUAGUGCGGCUGUCCGGUGACUCAGUGCAGGACAGCCCGGCCACGGUGGUUGACUUCUUUGGCUUGCCGAGCCUCACUGGCACCAUCAUGCAGGUUCUACUGGUCAAUGGGAAGACAACUUGCUUCAUGAAAGAUGGUGCGGUGGUGCAACUGCGAAGCAUUGCUGCUGAUCCCAAUCUGCGUAUACCAAGCACGAUGUACACCUUGCCGAGUCUGCUUUCGGUGACAUGGCUGGCGACGCCUGCUGACGGCAUUCUUGCAGCUGGCUGCGCCGAUGGACAUCUGCUGCUCGUGGACGCCAGUUCUGGUGCGGUGAAGGAGCGGAUGGUCAAGUUGACAAGUCCUGCCUUGGCACUAUCAACUGGCCACAAUCGCUUGUGGGCGGCUUCUGGCGAUGGUCUGAGCACUCUGACGUUCUGGUGCAACAGAGAGCAGCAGGGAUUCGAGCGGCUAGCAGUGCCGAAGACCAGCUAGCCAUGCCUGAGAAAUGCGGCCUCAGUGCACGCAAACAUGCCAUGCAGUAGAACAUUGCCUGAUGGUCCACUACUUUGCCAUGCAGUAGAACAUUGCCUGAUUGUUCAGUGCUAGUAGAGUAUUGCCGCAUGUGUAUCCAAACCAUGCUGGCUUCAAUUUUUAACACAUUUGAAUUUUUUAAACUUUUCAACAAAUUAUCAAGGUCUGUAUGUGUGCACUUGAAUAGUGGUAUAUGAUACACACCCAGAGCUGGUAGUUUUCCCCUGGAAACUUCAAGUCUCAGCUGAACAGCCCUUUGCCGCCAGUGUUUGUGCGGUGGUAUGAUACACACACAGAGCUGGUAGUUUUCCCCUGGAAACUUCAAGUCUCAGCUGAACAGCCCUUUGUCCCCAGUGUUUGUGCGGUGGUAUGAUACACACACAUAGCUGGUAGUUUUCCCCUGGAAACUUCAAGUCUCAGCUGAACAGCCUUUUUCCCCCAGUGUUUGUGCGGUGGUACGAUACACACACAGAGCUGGUAGUCUUCCCCUGGAAACUUCAAGUCUCAGCUGAACAGCCCUCUGCCCCCUGUGUUUGUGCGGUGGUAUGAUACACACACAGAGCUGGUAGUUUUCCCCUGGAAACUUCAAGUCUCACCUGAACAGCCCUCUGCCCCCUGUGUUUGUGCGGUGGUAUGAUACACACACAGAGCUGGUAGUUUUCCCCUGGAAACUUCAAGUCUCACCUGAACAGCCCUUUGCCCCCAGUGUUUGUGCGGUGGUAUGAUACACACACAGAGCUGAUAGUUUUCCCCUGGAAACUUCAAGUCUCAGCUGAACAGCCCUUUGCCCCCAGUGUUUGUGCGGUGGUAUGAUACACACACAGAGCUGAUAGUCUUCCUUUGGAGACUUCAA